Sinocyclocheilus rhinocerous is the source of this 512-nucleotide messenger RNA. Its product is annotated as C-C motif chemokine 2-like. NCBI's taxonomy places the organism in Eukaryota, Metazoa, Chordata, Actinopteri, Cypriniformes, Cyprinidae. Gene Ontology annotation, cellular component: extracellular region. Gene Ontology annotation, biological process: immune response. Gene Ontology annotation, molecular function: chemokine activity. The record is from RefSeq and is a predicted model, not a curated record. The annotation marks the transcript as partial. The transcript has 5 exons.
UCAUCCAAGGUCUUGAUAAGUGCUGCUUUUCUUUUUACAAUGCAAAAAUCCCAGUAAAGCAGAUUGAGAGUUAUCAUACUACACAUCUUGAAUGCCACAGGACUGGUAUCAUUUUCAUCACAAAAGCUCAAAGGGAGAUCUGUGCUGACCCGACAGAGAGAUGGGUUCAGAUGGCGAUGAACAUGGUGGACUUACGUGCAUCACAUCUUCACACCAAACCUGAGAGGAAAGCAUCAGGGUCAGUCAGAACAUCAGAAACUACACCACUCCACCAACCAGAGGAAACAACUCUAGUCCUCUUCAAAGAGUCACAUGACCAGAAAGCAUCAGAGUCAGUCAGAAUGAUAGAAACUACACCACUCCACCAGCGGAAGGAAAUGUGUCUAGUCCACUUUGAAGAGUCACAUGACUGAUCCACUCACUUCUGCAUGCGGCCAGGAUGAGAAUAACUACAGCAUUUCUUAUCUACAGUAUGUUGAGACAUCAGGACCAAGGAAACCAUGACAUCUGUU